AUGUCAAAUGUUUAAAAUGUUGCCAGAUUACUUGACUCUCCCACUCUGUGGGUUUGUGUUCUUUCCAAGUUUAUUUAUUUUUGUACGCAAAAUAGCACAUACCUUCCUUGGGAGCUAUUUUAAUGAGUCGGAUCAAGUCAAUAUCAGUGUGAAGGUAGUAUCGUCCACCCAUGCAGUAUUAGCCGUGAUAGCUGGUGUUAUUGUAAUGUCUAACACUCAUGGCGACAUCAUCAAAGAUCAGCACUGGCUCUUAAACCCAUUCUUCAUGUUCGCCACUCCAUAUAUGGCAUACGAUGUUGUAGCAAUGUAUAUUCACCACACAGUUCGAUUCAGGACGGAGUUACAGGGUCAAACUAUGAUUCAGUGCAUCGUCCAUUACUUUAGUAAAAACAAAGUAAUGAUGUUUCACCAUAUAUGUUUACCAAUGGUAUAUCUGCCAGCAGUUUUGCAUUUUAGGGGACCUAAGGGGGAUUUUAUAGUGGGGCUGUUCUUAAUGUUCGAAGUGACAGUGCCUUUCUUAAAUCUUCGAAAUAUUCUCUAUCAAGCAAAUCUAGCUCACACGAUGCUUUACAAAGUCAAUGGCAUUCUUAUGACAGUAUCAUUUUUCCUCUCGAGGAUAGUCAUUUUUAUAUACAUGUACUACAUGUAUGGAGUUUACGCAGGCGGUGUAGGAAUUUGGAAAGUCCCAGGGAUCAUUCCAAUGAAGUGCACUGUGGGAUGCACUGUCCUCCUCCUGCCACAGAUUUACUGGUUUAAACAAAUGAUAAAAGGUGUUUAUGCGACAGUGGUCAAGAAAAAGGUCGUAUAAAAGGUUUAGAAAAAAAUAUGAAUUUGGUUCUGGUUUCCAGUUUGGAACCCAAAUUAUUUCAGCUAUAUCCCAAAAUUGGCAGUCAGAUGCAACAAAUAUGUUUAGGGAACCAGAAUAUAAAACCGUCCUUUUCAGAACAUGUUAUUUUUAGAAUUUUGCAAAUCCUUGAAUGGUGAGAAUUUUUAAUAUGGUGACCAGAAUCAAAAGAAAUCAUGAGAAAUUAAAAUCCAGUCAAAGAAAAUAUGAUGGAGGUCAAGCUUUAUGUGCAAAAAGUAAGUGCAAUACGUAAAUGGUAUGUAUUAGUAAAUGUACAAGCACAAAUUGUAUAUAUACUUACUAUAUAUUGUAUUAGGUAAAUGUAGAAACACAAUUUGUAUUCAUACGUACUGUAGGUAAAUGACUAAAUGUAAAGGUAAACAGUUGAAUGUUGUAUUGAAAUGCUGGAAAUGUAGUCUUGAUUCAAGCCCUUGUUAACCCCAACCCACCCUCCGUUAUACAGGGUGGGCCAAAAAAACAUCCAUAUUUUUGUUUUGCUUCAACAUUUUUAAUACUACAGAA
Molecule: messenger RNA, 1366 nt
Organism: Owenia fusiformis
Lineage: Eukaryota; Metazoa; Annelida; Polychaeta; Sabellida; Oweniidae
Source: the annotation of a GenBank genome assembly